GUAUAUGGCGAUUCUCACAGAAGGGCAUACCAGUACUUUGCGUCCGCCUCUUGUAACGUCUAUCACAGAUUCACAGGUAUAAAUGCAUAUGCCUCAGCCUAUCGGCACUCAAAGCCAACGGGUUGUACUGUAAAUGGAGCAACCACAAUACACUGAAGAUGCCCUGCACUCGACCACCACCACCACCACCACCCAAUCUCACCGUAAAUCCGACUCCCAACGUGGCGGCACGCGCCACCCGGUCUUUCGCGGUGUUCGGAAGAGAAGGUGGGGUAAAUGGGUGUCCGAAAUUCGGGAACCGCGCAAGAAGACACGCAUUUGGCUAGGCUCUUUCCCAGCGCCAGAAAUGGCAGCCAAGGCGUACGACGUCGCGGCUUAUUGCUUAAAAGGUCAUAAAGCGCAGCUCAAUUUCCCGGACAAGGUGGACGACUUGCCUAGGCCUCCCACGUGCACCGCCAGGGAUAUCCAGGCCGCGGCAUCGAAGGCCGCUCAUGCCAUAGCUUUGGAGAAGAAGGGCGACGACUUUUGGGGUGAGAUUGAAUUGCCGGAGCUGAGGGAUAGUGGGUGUUAUUGGAACUCGUGUGGGUGGUCGUUUACCGCUGGUGACUCCGCGGUGCUGGACGGAGAGGUUUCGCAGCCUUUCAUGGCAUUCCUCUAGUGCGUGUUGUUUCAUUGUUUCUACGGUGGGUAUAUAUGCUCCAUUUAUGUAUGUACGUAAUAUAUAUGUACAUGACAAUCGUUUGUGUAUUGCUUCUCACACUUGUUAAGAAUUGAAGGGCCUAUAUUCCAAGCAAGUCUUACGGAGUUUUUAUUAA
Messenger RNA from Alnus glutinosa, 815 nucleotides. Its product is annotated as ethylene-responsive transcription factor ERF023. The coding region runs from base 134 to 658 and encodes 174 amino acids. NCBI's taxonomy places the organism in Eukaryota, Viridiplantae, Streptophyta, Magnoliopsida, Fagales, Betulaceae. Gene Ontology annotation, molecular function: DNA binding; DNA-binding transcription factor activity. The transcript has a single exon. Gene Ontology annotation, biological process: regulation of DNA-templated transcription. The record is from RefSeq and is a predicted model, not a curated record.